CUCCAUGUGCUGUUAGGAAUCUCCAGGACCUCGCUCGAAUAUAUAUCAGACGCACCCUUAGAAACUUCAUAAAUGAGGAGAUGAAAGCCAAAGGUAUUGCUCAGAAGGCUCCUCCAAAACGAAAACGAAGGAGAUGUCGUAGACGCAGGAUUAACACCUAUGUGUUCGUUGGUAAUCAGCUCAUUCCUCAGCCACUAGAUAGUGAAGAAGAUGAAAGAAUGGAAGAUGAUAACAAAGAGGAGGAGGAAAAAGAUCACAGUGAGGCCUUGAAGCCAGAAGAGCCUCCUCGAAAUCUGUUGAGAGAGAAAAUUAUGAGUCUACCGUUACCUGAAUCUUUAAAAGCAUACUUGACCUAUUACAGAGAGAAAUAAGUAACUUGGUUUAAGUAGAAAUAAUGCCUACUGAUAGUUCCUUUAUUCUUGAAAAUGUAGCAUUUAUUAAGUAGGUGGACAAAUAAUUAUUAAGUCUUUCAUCAAGACUGAAGUACAGCGAUAAAUCGUAACUUGUCUCUAUCUUGUCUUUGCUACAAGGAAGACUUGCAUUCAACAAUAGAAUCCCUUUUUAAAAAUCUAUUUUUCUUUAAAUUUUGAAAAUGCUGUUUUAACUCUGAUAGAAAUAUAUAUUCCAUAAUGCAGCACUAAUCAAUAUUUUGCAUGGUCUUUUUUGAUCCCUAACAGAUUUGUAUUGAUAAAAAGGAUGAGUGAAAUUUUAUAUAUGCUAAAUAGUUGUUAAACAUGUGCAUCUGACUUGAUGAGCAUUUUGUCUGUAUUUAUUAUUAUUAUUAGGGGAACAUUUUAAACAUGCAGACACUUAUCCUCUAAUGUCCAAAUCAGACCCUUUUAUUUUACAAUGGCUUUGUUGCAAUCAUUAUUACUAUGUUGGUAUGGAUGUAUUCCAACAACACAAGUGCAAUAAAUGUAUACAGACACUGAAUGAGCUGGCUUUAAUGAUAUAUGAAAAUACAAGUUCUGAAAUGUCAGAUGACCUUGCUAUUUCUGUGUUUAUAUCUCUUGCCGAAAGAUCUAGAGAAAACUAACCGCUUCUCUCAGAGCCUUAAAGAAACACCAUAUUGAAUAAGAAGCAAAAAGCAAUGCUUACUUCAGCUCUGCUUAUACUUAACUCCAUUCUACACUUUCAGUAUUUCUAAGUAGAGGUACUUCCUCAUUUAUGGGAAGUUUAGGACAGUGCAUUUUGUUUAUUUCUGCAGUUCACAACAUUGAGUCAAAAUGUUUGAUAAUACAAGACUGUAAUUUAGAUUUCAGCCAUCUAUAUUUACUGCUUUUAAGUAGAGGUAGAAUUUCAACAAAGUUUAGUUUGUAUUGCUUAUUGGGAUAGCUAUAAUAGUAGAAGUUAGAAUUUGUUCGCAAAUGCACUUUAGUAAGUGAAUUUUAUACUUAACAUGCAUCUCCAGGAAGGUAGACUUGUGCUAGCCUGUAUUUUGUUUGAGCAUGGCUCUUAGCACAAAAAUAUUUAUAAAUUCAUUUGCAUCUUUUGGAAACCUAAGAGUAGCAGUGCAACUGUGGGGACCCACAACAGUGCUGAGUUAAACCCUUCUACGAUUUUUCCUCUUCUAGUUGUGAAGUUACUUGCAGUUCUCAUUUUUAACUUUGUUUGCUUUUACCAUCUUAAUUUCUUCACUCUGUUGUAACAUAACCAAUGAGGGAAAACUGUUUAUUAAGAACUUGGCAUGAUAUGCAUUAAAAGCCACAGUCAUUGGAAGUAUAUGCCUGUUGAACCCAGUGAAAAACAUUCCUCUUGAAAUAUCCUGCACGAUACAUUUUAUAAUAC
This is a messenger RNA of Nestor notabilis (Kea), 1788 nucleotides long. Its product is annotated as protein-L-isoaspartate O-methyltransferase domain-containing protein 1-like. Lineage: Eukaryota; Metazoa; Chordata; Aves; Psittaciformes; Psittacidae. The annotation marks the transcript as partial. The transcript has a single exon. The record is from RefSeq and is a predicted model, not a curated record.